Messenger RNA from Strongylocentrotus purpuratus (purple sea urchin), 2753 nucleotides. Its product is annotated as protein CDV3 homolog. Gene Ontology annotation, cellular component: cytoplasm. The coding region runs from base 138 to 995 and encodes 285 amino acids. The record is from RefSeq and is a predicted model, not a curated record. The transcript is spliced from 5 exons. Lineage: Eukaryota; Metazoa; Echinodermata; Echinoidea; Camarodonta; Strongylocentrotidae.
UUGUGGAUAUGUAUGUGGUAAUGGCAUGCACCGAAUGAAUGGCAUGUGAACCAAGACUGUUCAUUUCCUUUGUCAUAUGGUAACGUUUUUAUCAAAUUUGAACUCUUUUAGAACUAUUUUCUGUGCAGAACUACAAGAUGACUGAAAGUGAAAAGUCGUUAGAGGAUUUCUUCGCUAAGAAGAGCAAGAAAAAAGGUGCCAAAGGCAAAGGAAAGAGCAAGAAGAUUACGACCACCGACGAGGUAGCCAAAAAAAUGGUUGAACAAGACACAACCCCCGGCCCGAGCAGCCUCGGAUCAGUAUCCGCUGAUGUCACGACGAAAAAGCCCAAGGCUGCAGUUAGUACAGCACCCGAGGCUGUCAAAGAAGUAAAGGAAGAAAAUGAAGAAGAACAGAUAGACUAUCGUUUUAAGGAUGAUGAUGAAUGGACAGACUUUAGAGAUGAUUCACAAAAGGAUUACAGUGGCUUAAAGAUCCAGGCUCUUCAAGUGACUGAUGAACCCCCCGUAGGCGAAGAGGAAGAGGAAGAAGUGGAUGAAAAUGGAGAAAUUAUAAAGACCAAAGGUCAAGGAGCAUCAGGACCAUGGAACAGGACGGCUGAAACGGCUCGAGCUCCUGCCCCCGCUCCAACUCCAGCCCCUGCUCCUGCUCCAGCACCAGAACCUGUCAAGGAAGAACCCAAGCCAGCAGUCACAUCAGGGGGAAAGUAUGUCCCACCCAACAGGCGAGGUGCUGGAGCUGGCGGAGAGUCCUCUUCUAGCCCUGCUGCUGCUGCUGCCAGGCUCGGCAUGGCACGCAAGGGAAAGGCACCACAGCUUAACAGUGAAUUUGAGUUCCCAACAUUAGCUGCAAGUUCAGACCUAGUUAAACACAGUAAUAAGGUGGAGGACGCAACUUUUUCUACUGUAACCAAGGGCGGACAAGCAGUGGACGGUGCCAGCAGUAAAGGAGGGAAUCUACAACUAGGAAAUCGUUACGCAGCUCUAGAAAAUUGACCUCUCCUUCACGGAGGGAAGGGGUCAAACCUGAACAUUUACAGAUGCUGUGAACAGAGACAUAUUUUUCUAAUGUGCUAGAUACCACAGACAUUGAUCACAAGGGAAGUUAGUGAUCGAGUAUGGGCACAGAAUCGUCUUGUAGGGUAGACUGUGUGAUUGUCUGUCGAGCCAGCAGCAGCAUAAUAUUAUAAUUUAAAGCUCUUCCGGGGUUGUAUCUAGCAGGCCAACUGCUACAGCAUCGCUUCAUCGAGUUAAAAUCAAUGUGUUGUCCGUCUUCAAGUUCAAGCAAUGAUGUCCGAUAUGUCCUAGACCUGUCGCAAACAAAGUUCAUCGUGAUUAUUGCAUGGAUAUUAUCCAGAGUCGUUGACUUGCAAUGAAAGCAUCAUGUUGUCAUGCACAUUGACUGUCACCCGAGUACCUGUAACUAUCUGCCACUAUUAUAUCAUGAGCAUACAAUAUGUACUUUUCUAUCUGUCAUUAAAAAAAAAUCUGUGUAAUUGAUCGAUCCAUUGCGCAUCAUGUGAUGAAAUACAUUUCCCAUCCGAGGCCAACAUCCGACGUUACAUUUAUGAUUCCGUGCAUAUUAUCUCGAUUCACAGAUACUGUAUACAGCGUAUGACAUCACACAAAAAAAAGUGCGUACUGUGACUUGUGAUGUCAUAGAUACGCACCAGAAUGUGACGAUGUCAUCGUUGCGUUUGAUAUGCACGCAAAUUCCUUUCCACUUCCAAAAUUUGAGUGUGUUCGGUACGGUAAGGUGCGGAUGAUCGUCAGUAGAUCUAGACACGAGUUCCAAAUGACGAAUAUAAAACCAAAUGUAAACUGCCUAUAUUUUAGCUUUUGGUUAAACUAUGGUACCCUUGAUGAUUAAUUUCCCUGUACCACCUGGGGGACCAUAGUUCCAACUAUUCCCUUCUCAUGGCAGUAAUUAUUUGUAUACCAAUUCUGUGAGCUUGGCCUGAAGCUAUCCCUUAGGCAUUACUUACAUAUAAGAUAUGCCAUAUGGACCCACACAGAGUUUAGAAUGAUCAAGUUUAUAGGCUUCUGCAAAUAUUUUACCUCUAAGCUCAAUCAAUUUUCAAAAGUUCUUUGCUUCCUAAAUGUAUUUCCUUCUUUCUAUUUUGUUUUCUCUCAAACAUUACAAGUAAGAAUUUUGCAGAUAUAUCUUUCCUGCUUCUUUUAUCCAGUAGCAUUAAGACCGUAUAUAUGAAGGAUAUAAUACGGGUUUGUAUUUUUAUCCUGUGGGCGUUUAUGUUAGCCAAAAUAUUGGGCACAACACAUAUAAAUCGGUGUCUACUAUAUAUAAGCUUUUUCUUGGAUCUUCUCACAUAUUGUAUGUGAAAAGAGAAGUAAAACGGCUAGAUAUAGCACCUUCUACUUACAUGGCAGAUAAACCUUGGCCAUCAUUGACUUCCUAACACAUUGAGAGACGUGAUGCAAACUAAAUAUGAUCUGAUCAGGUACAAUAUAUUUCUUCAACUUUAUUAAGUUGCCAAUUGUAAUUUACAGACCUGUUUACAUCAUUGAUUAAUGAACUGAAUUGUUAGGAUUAUUCACCUUUCAUAUGGAUGAUUUUGACUCUUAUUUAAUUCCAAUGGACAUUUCUUUCCUCACAUGAAUGAAUAUAUGUAUACAAGUAUUGGUAACAGGGAGAGAAGAGGGAUCCUGUGUAUUUGUUUUGAUUCUUGGACUUCCCUUCACAUAAUAACUUUGUUGGACAAUACAAUAUUAUAAAUUUACAUCUCUGUCCAUCUG